Molecule: messenger RNA, 1230 nt
Organism: Olea europaea var. sylvestris
Lineage: Eukaryota; Viridiplantae; Streptophyta; Magnoliopsida; Lamiales; Oleaceae
Product: protein DOG1-like 3
Exons: 1
Coding region: 83-952 (289 amino acids)
Biological process (GO): DNA-templated transcription
Molecular function (GO): sequence-specific DNA binding
Source: RefSeq, a predicted model, not a curated record
AGCUGGUUUUGUGUUUGUGGUUUUUCAGGGUAUUUGUAUCUGCCAAAGAAUUGAUCGUUUGGUAUAAAAUAGUGAUUCCCCCAUGGCUUUGUUGCCUAACAGUGUUGCGUAUAUGGCACAAGUCAUCAGGCAUGGGGCGGAGGAGCGCGAGACUUUCCACAAGUUCUUCGAGUGCUGGCUUGCCGAGCAAAGCCAGCAUCUCGAACAACUUGUUUCUGCCUCUAAAGAUCGGGACCAGCUAGAGAAUGAUCGAGCCAAAGAAGAGUUUGAUGAGAGCGUUUUGCAUCCUCUACUCCACCGUGUCGUGCACCAUUAUCAACAUUACUACAAUGCGAAAGCGAGGUGGGCCAAACACAAUGUGUUAACCAUGUUCAAUCCGUCGUGGACGAGCACUCUCGAGGAUGCUUUCUUGUGGAUUGGUGGUUGGAGGCCGAGUAUGGCGUUUCAUUUGUUGUACUCAAAGUCGGGCCAACAGUUCGAGGCUCAAAUUUCUGAGUUGAUACGAGGUCUCAGUACCGGUGACUUGGGAGAUCUUUCACCAAGUCAACUUAGCCAGGUUGAUGAUUUACAGAGGAAAACCAUAAGGGAAGAGAAGGAGAUUAGUGAGAAGCAGGCAAAGUUUCAGGAGACGAUUGCAGACUCGUCCAUGGUCGAGCUGUCCCAUGCUGCAUCCGAGCUAAUGAGAGGAGAAGCCGAUCUAGACGCGGGUGAGAUAGACAACGUACAAGUCGAAGCAACCCUGGCACCCAAGGAGGAAGGCUUGGUGGAAGUCUUGAAAAGAGCAGAUGAACUAAGGAUGAAAACUCUCAGAGAAACUCUCGACAUUUUGACUUCGCUACAGGGUGUCCAUUUCUUGAUUGCUGCUGCUGAAUUACACUUGAGAGUUCAUGAAUGGGGUAAGACGAGGGAUGCUAGGCACCACCAAGCUGGUCGAGAUGUGCACGAGCAAUAAGAUUCUGACAUGUUUAGUAAGGUAACUAAUCCAAUGCUACGUACUAAACAUGCCUUUACAAGGUUAGUUAGUUCUUCCCAAGUAGACAAGGUAACCUUAAAAAGACUGACUUAGAAUGCGUUGUAAAGAUGUUUUCCAUAUCUAUAGUUCUUCCAUUAUAUGUUCAAGAUCUCAUCUGGGUGUGAGCCUUUUAGGUGGGCAUUUAUGACUUCUUAUCAGAUUCCUAUCUCUUGUAAGCAGCUAUGAUACUUAAAAAACCAUUUUAGAUUUUGUUUUCA